AUGUCGUCGACUGCUCACAGUGCUUACGUGACUGAUAAUAGUUAUAGAAAUAUUAUCGCUCGGGGUUACGUAAAAAAAAAGCCAACUUGUAUUAUUGAUUACAAUUAUAAUAUGGGUGCUGUCAACAAAAUAGAUAUAACUUCAAGUUCAAUAAACUAAAAUCUACGAAAAUCAAUACGGUGGUACAUAAAAUAUUUUUUUCAUCUAACAGAUCUUUCAGUAUAUAACGUUUACAUCAUUUAUAAAAAAAAUCAC
This is a messenger RNA of Heterotrigona itama, 255 nucleotides long. The record is from the annotation of a GenBank genome assembly. NCBI's taxonomy places the organism in Eukaryota, Metazoa, Arthropoda, Insecta, Hymenoptera, Apidae.